UUUUAAGAAAGAACAGCUUUCCAAACGAAGCCGGGCGUCUUCGUCUCCUCCAGUUUCCUCGUUUUUUAGCGUUGGCUAGUUCUGCGAUGGUGGAAGGGAAGAAGAGAGGAUAUCUAUCUGAGGAUGAUUGCUUCUUUCUUUUCCACAGGUACAAUCUAACAGUAAUUAUUACUCUUCUCAAGGAGAUUUUUGAGUUUGCAGACGUGAAAAUUGAUUGGAAGGCACUUGUAAAGAGCUCUUCAACAGGAAUAUCUAAUGCACAGGAAUAUCAAAUGCUUUGGCGACAUUUGGCUUACUGCGAACCUUUGUGUGAAAACUUAGUUGGGGAUGAAGCAAGGGAGGAUGAUAGUGAUUUGGAAUUUGAGCUGGAAGCCGUUCCUCCUGUUAGUGCUGAGGCUCUCUUACAGGCGAUCGAAUGUUUUGAGGUUAUAAUGGCUUCUGGUAUGACUCCUAAAGCACAUUUGAGUGAUGUUCAUAUCAGCAAAGCAUCCCAUUCUAAGGAGCAAGCAUUGACUCCAGAUUAUAGUGAGACUUUGCGACCACGCAAAAGGAAGAGACAUCCCUGGACCGCUGAAGAGGAAAAUGAUCUAAUAGCUGCUGUUAAAAAACAUGGUGAAGGAAACUGGUUGAAUAUUUUAAAGGAAGAUUUUAAAUAUGACAGGAAUCCUUCUCAGUUAUCUCAGAGGUGGAAUAUCAUCAAGAAGAGAUUGGCUUCCUCGAACUGCGCUAGUGAUGACAAAAUGAACAGCUGGGUGAUGCAAAAUAAACAACUUGCUACCAGAAAGGCAAUAUCAAUGGCUCUUAAUAUACCAAUGAUUGGAAGCUUAUCAACACCGCAAGCUGGCGCGAGAGCUGAUUCUCCCCUUGAAGCAUCAAAGAAUUUGCAGCAAGCUGCAUCACCUCAAAAACCAAAGAGGAAAUCUUCUACUACUAAGAAAAAUAAUCAAACUUCUCUUGUGACCCCAAAUUCUCUCAUACAAGCUGCUGCAGUUGCAGCCGGAGGGCGCAUUAUAGAUCCUUCUGCUGCUGCCUCUUUACUCAAAGCUACGAAUUCUAAGAAUGUUCAUCACAUCAAAAGUAAUCCAUCCUUCUGAUGCAACACACACAAAGUCUUCUGUUGUUCCUUCACCUCAAACUUUUCUAAAGAUUUCUUCAGCAUCUGAGACAAAAUCUGGACUCUGAUGCUGAUCAAAAUGCUGAUGCUGAUGUUGCCAGAAAAUUAUAGUUGGUUUCAGAGAUGAAAGGGUUGCAAGGUUGAAGGGAAAUUUUUGCUGGGAGUUGUAGAUUCACAACGUGAAGUUUUGUAUUCUUGUAAGUUUGAUUAGUUUCUUUGAAUAUUAUCUUAGAAAUAGUGAUUGUAUAAAUUUCUUUUUCUGGACAUUUGACCCUUUAAUGGAUUAUAAAUUCUCUCUUUUUUUUUAAAGCAA
Messenger RNA from Phalaenopsis equestris, 1427 nucleotides. RefSeq names its product telomere repeat-binding factor 4-like. Lineage: Eukaryota; Viridiplantae; Streptophyta; Magnoliopsida; Asparagales; Orchidaceae. The transcript is spliced from 7 exons. The coding region runs from base 87 to 1094 and encodes 335 amino acids. The record is from RefSeq and is a predicted model, not a curated record.